GCCAUCGCAUUUUUAUAUUCUUCAAUCGGUGGCAGAGGCGACUCAGUAAAGAACUGGCGAGAUAAUAUUCUGACUAAAAGGAAAGGACUUUCCAGUCUACGCAGUAACAUCUCACCUGCCUUCCAUGAGUUCAUUAUGGUUAGAUUCCAAGUAUCUCGGAAUAUGGGUGUAUGGAGAUGAACUCAAAUUGACGUAAUGCUGUUCAAACCUUAAAUUUCACCAUCACCAUCUACAUUCUCCGCGGAGAAAACAUUUUUGGCAAUGCCUUUGCAGAUUCAUGACGCUUUCAACAAUGUAGUUUGGACCCAAAUAUCUUUAUGCAAUUUGUCUCUGUGGUACAAUAAUGUCAUGUUUACUUCAAGAAAAGAUAUAGCUAAAAGUUCUAGGAGCCUGGCAAGUUCAGUAUUUGCCCCCAGUUUGCGAAAUGGAUAUCUUCCAAGGAUUAUUGAUCUGGAUAGUAUAAAAAAAUCUCCAGCUUUUCAUAGUCCGCAAAAAUGGAUAUCCAAACUCAAAUUUAUAGAUGAUUCAGAAAGGAUACAAUCUUAUAAAACAUUGGAACAAUCUUGCAUUGCCCAAAUCUUAUCAUCGCCUCCGAGAAUGACGCAUGCAACUAGAACAGUUGUGCCUCGAGACUUGCUUAUUCCUUUCAGAGUUAUGAGAAAUCCAAUGAUCUCGGAAAGUACAGAAAAUGUUGUAGGUGGAAAAAACAAAUAUGAAUACAUAAUGACACCUUUUCACCCUAGUGAGAAGAAAUUACCGGAAGACCCUGUAGCAUACUAUCCUCGAAAUAUAUCCCUCCUAGAAGAGUAUCCAGAUUCUUUUCAGGAGGAAACUGCGAUGCUUAGAAAAUACUCGCUCAAUACGAAUCUUUAUCCUAAUAUAAAAGAUUGGAAAAGUGUUGGUUGGAAUAUAAACACAGCAAAAGUUGUGAACAAAAUAAGCUCUGAUCAAGUUGAGAAAUUGUUGUCAGGAAUUUUCACCACUUUUCCUGAUGCUCGGUCAAAGAUACUGCUUUCUGAAGGUGAUGAAGAUGAGCUUAUUUUUCUCAAAAAUGAUUUUGUUGCAAUAAAUCUUUCUAGGCUGGCAAAACACAAUCAGAAGAUAAAAUGCCAACUUGCCGAAAAAUUUCCCCUUGGGUUCAUCCCAAUCAAUGAUAAAAGCCUGCGGAUGAUCAAAGAGCUUAUUGCUUAUUGUAUUUUGAUGAAUGGACGUUUCUAAGCUGUUGAUAAUGUUACUCAUAUAAUAGUAG
Messenger RNA from Pichia membranifaciens NRRL Y-2026, 1249 nucleotides. RefSeq lists its product as hypothetical. The coding region runs from base 262 to 1218 and encodes 318 amino acids. The record is from RefSeq and is a predicted model, not a curated record. The transcript has a single exon. NCBI's taxonomy places the organism in Eukaryota, Fungi, Ascomycota, Pichiomycetes, Pichiales, Pichiaceae.